CGAGAAUUGAUCUACUGUAGCGACACGGAACCGCGACCGUGAUACGACAUGACGACAAAGAAGCCCAAGGACAAGAGCCUGGGCUUGAUGGCUGCUGGCGGCAUGGCAGGCGUGGUGGCCAAGACGGUCGUCGCACCCUUUGAGCGCGUGAAGAUUGUCUGCCAGACCGGUGAGUCCUCGCUCGGCAUGAUCGCGACUGCCCAGCGCAUUGUGCAGACCGAGGGUCCUUUCGGUUUCUGGCGUGGCAACUUUGCUGCGUGCGUACGCAUUCUUCCACACAAGGCAGUGUUGUUCGGGUGGACCGACAUUUACAAGGACAUGCUCGCGUCUCAACAGCACGUUGCCAUCGACCGUGCGCACCUCGGCUUUAUCGCCGGAGCGUGUGCUGGGCUCACCGCGUGCAUCCUGACGUACCCGCUGGACUUUAUCCGUACGCGCAUGUCUGGCAAGAUUACGUCCCAAGCGCAGUACCGCGGCAUGCUCCACGCCUUCGUCACCAUCGUCCGCGACGAAGGUGCGUUGUCGCUGUUCAAGGGCAUGGGUCCCACGCUCCUUGGAAGCAUCCCGUACGAAGGCAUAAAGUUUGGGACGUAUGAUCUGUUUCGAGAGUUGCUGCCGUCAGAUGUGGACCCUGGCUCGGACUUCGCUGGGAAACUUGUGUGCGGCGGCGGCGCUGGCAUGGUGGCCACCAUCUUGACGUACCCGAACGACACCGUCCGUCGGCGGAUGCAAAUGCAAGGCAGCGGCGGUGCCAAGCAUCUAUACAAGCACACGAUCGACUGCUACGUCAAGCUGUAUCAAGCAGAAGGCUUGCGGAGCUACUACCGGGGACUCACGCCGACGCUAGUGCGAGCCAUGCCCAACAUGGGCAUCCAGUUUGCAUGCUACGAAGUGUUUCGGAGCUGGAUUCCCGCGUAUAGAUAACAUAACAUUGUUGCAACCAACAAGACAUACAUAACCCCA
Molecule: messenger RNA, 963 nt
Organism: Aphanomyces astaci
Lineage: Eukaryota; Oomycota; Saprolegniomycetes; Saprolegniales; Verrucalvaceae
Exons: 1
Coding region: 49-924 (291 amino acids)
Biological process (GO): transmembrane transport
Source: RefSeq, a predicted model, not a curated record